Felis catus (domestic cat) is the source of this 2122-nucleotide messenger RNA. RefSeq names its product synaptosome associated protein 23 (gene SNAP23). NCBI's taxonomy places the organism in Eukaryota, Metazoa, Chordata, Mammalia, Carnivora, Felidae. The transcript is spliced from 9 exons. Gene Ontology annotation, molecular function: SNAP receptor activity; syntaxin-1 binding. Gene Ontology annotation, cellular component: plasma membrane; synaptobrevin 2-SNAP-25-syntaxin-1a-complexin I complex. The record is from RefSeq and is a predicted model, not a curated record. Gene Ontology annotation, biological process: exocytosis; synaptic vesicle priming; synaptic vesicle fusion to presynaptic active zone membrane. Bases 201 to 869 code for a protein of 222 amino acids.
UCCGGCUCCAGGGGUGUGUCCGCGCCCGCGCGGCCGUGGAAGUGCGCAGGCGCGCGGGCCCGGCGCGCGCAGGCGCUAGGAGGAGGCAGCUCCAAGUCCGGUCUGGGGGUGUCCGAGCCGCUGCGGCGCAAGAGGAGUGGCCGGAACUGGUUGAAUAUCCACGUUUCAGUUUCUGUGCUUAUCAAAAGUUUUAAUUCAUCAUGGAUAAUCUGUCAUCAGAAGAAAUUCAGCUGAGAGCCCACCAGGUUACUGAUGAGUCUCUGGAAAGCACAAGGAGAAUGCUGGGUUUAGCCAUUGAGUCUCAGGAUGCAGGAAUCAAGACUAUCACUAUGCUGGAUGAACAAGGGGAACAACUAAACCGCAUAGAAGAAGGCAUGGACCAAAUAAAUAAAGACAUGAGAGAGGCAGAGAAGACUUUAACAGAACUCAACAAGUGCUGUGGCCUUUGUGUCUGCCCAUGUAAUAGAUUCUCAGAUGUUCAUUGUUUCUAUGAAACCAGGACAAAGAACUUUGAGUCUGGUAAGGCCUACAAGGCAACAUGGGGAGAUGGUGGAGACAACUGUCCUAGCAAUGUAGUAUCUAAGCAGCCAGGUCGAGUGACAAAUGGUCAGCCUCAACAAGCAACUACUGGCACAGCCAGCGGUGGAUACAUUAAACGUAUAACUAAUGACGCCAGAGAAGAUGAAAUGGAAGAGAACCUGACCCAAGUGGGCAGUAUCCUAGGAAACCUAAAAAACAUGGCCCUGGACAUGGGCAAUGAGAUUGAGGCUCAAAAUCGACAAAUAGACCGGAUCACGGAAAAGGCUGACACCAACAAAGAUCGUAUUGACAUUGCGAAUGCCAGAGCAAAGAAACUCAUUGACAGCUAAAGAUGCUGCUGUACUUACCAUUUAUUCACUUCUCUAGCUCCUCCUUCAAAGUCAUUACCUUUUCAAAGUUUGAAGUUUUGGUCCCAUGCUCUUCUAAUUACAAGAUAAUGUGCAAGAAGGGUUAGGAGUACAGACCCCUAUUUUUUAUGUUCUCUUUUCCCUUGAGGGUAGACUACUGCUCAGCCUUCCUUCUAGUAUUUUUUUUUCCCUCGGUUUAUACUCUUAGAUUGGUUUUUGUACAUCAUAUAUAGUGUUAUUUUUCAUCGUUCCCAUUUACUUUAGCAGGUUCUUCUGCUUUCGAGAUUUGGAAGCAUUGCCAAAGACAGCCAUGAAAAAGGAAGCUGGAGGCAGGGAGAGGGGCAGCAAGAAGGAGAGGCAAGAGAUAAGAGGUUGUUACCUCAGGAAAACCUGCAGGCCACAAAGCAAAAGUUGCAAAGCCACAGUAAAGAUUUAGUUCGGUUUAGUUUUUAACUUAAGUUGCAUUUAUUGCCAAUUUAGGCUAAGACUUGGUUUCAGAGCUUUUAUGCACAAAAUUUUUGUUAUACACAACUUGGCAACCUCUACUCCAAAAACACAGAAUUAAUUUUCUUAAAGUGAGCUUAGUUUCUGAACUUUUGGUGAUUCAUGUAUGUACAUAGAUUCUGUGAUCACAUUUUAUAUUGCACCAUAUAGGAACACUUUGUAUAAAAGAAUGGCUUUUUAUUUUCACAUUAUUAGUACUAUCAUGGUCCCAUUACAUGCCUAUUAACCUCAUAAAAUUGUCAUUAGUUUUUGAAGAAAAAAUAUGUAAAUAUGUAUGUAUAACAGGAUUUCUCUCUAAAGCAGGGCUUAAAUUUUUUGGAAAAGUUUGACAAAGUGUAUCACGUGAAUUCAGAUUUACCUCAAUGCCAAGAAUUAUGUUUAGAUCGAAAAAAAAGAAACUUGUUUUGAUCUCAGGUAGAAAAAUAGUUACAUUGCUUUGAGUUUUUUGUAGCUUUAGACUUUACAAAAGCUAGAAUUUAUUGUUUAAAAGUGAUUUGGAAAAUAAUGCUUUUGGUUUAAUUAUUGAUGAUUGCACUAUCACUCAACUAGCCUUGUGGAUUGAAUUAUGUCCAGAAUCACGUUUAUUUAGAUCCUGAACAGUGUUAUAAGAAUCUGAUUGGUAUUUGUCACCUUUAUUUAAAAACUAGUGUCUGUACACUUUAGAGCUAUUAAUGUGGAUUGGUUUGACCAAUAACCACUGCUUGAUCUUUACAAUUAAAUUUUAUAACUAA